AUGAAGUGGAAAGACCUGUUUCAAGAGUUCAUCUACUCGCUCAGUACGAAUGACAAGUAUUCCGAGUAUGACUCUAGAAAAUCAUUCAACCGCGUGAAUAAGCCUGAAACUGAACUACUUUAUUCUGCUAACAACGAAUCUUCUGCCUCUCUACAUGAUGAUUCAGCAGCUGGUGGGUCACCACUGACCAGUAAAUCUGCUGAAGGAAUACAUGAGGUAAGAUUGGCCUGGAGACAUAUACAUCAAUGGCUCAAGAAAUAUACCCCGGAAUUAAGUUCCACAUUGGAAAGUCCAUGCACAGAUGCUGACUUGAAUGACUUUCAGAAAGAUUUGAAUAUCAAAUUGCCAGAGUGUGUCGCAGAAUUCUUCAAAUUGACAGAUGGCCAAUCAUCUUAUAACGAAAAUGGUUCGGGAGGAGUACUUUUUGGUUUGAAAUUGUUACCCUUGGAAGAAAUUAUGAUCUUGACAGAGCACUGGAGGAAAGUUGCAAAGACAUUGGAUGAAGAGGACAUUCAAAGAAGUCGAGCAUCCAAAGCAAAUGAGCUAGCUAAGCUAAACUCAAUCCACGGAGAUGACGACGGUGAAGUAGCCGGAGGUGGUAAGAAGUCAUCCCCAACUCACGCACGUACCUUUAAUGAUUCUGAAUUUGGAAGCAAUUACACUUCUCGGAACAACAGUAGUCAUAGUUUAACCAGUCCAUUGACCGCAGUAAGUUCAAUGGCUGCUUACCCUUCUGCAUCUUCCUCGUUAAAAAAAAGUAAUGAUUCUAAAAUUCCAAACCUGGUGAUACCUAAGCAAAAAUGUAUUCCACCUGGAAGGAUUCAGCCCGUCUUCGCCCACCCAUUGUGGAUACCGAUAUUCACUGAUGAGGUUGGUAACUGCAUGGGUAUCGAUUUAUAUCCACCCAAUCCUGACCAUUGGGGUCAAGUCAUAUUGUUCGGACGUGAAUUCGAUACUAAGUAUUUAAUUGCAGACAAUUUCGGUGAUUUCUUACUCAUUUUUGCAAAUGACUUGGAAACUGGAAAUUGGGAAAUUAAGAAAACUUAUGAUGAGACAAACUUCGGCAAUUUGAUGAUAGGGAAUGAUGGAGAGUUUGUUUUCAUAGAUAGGCAGGAUACAAAACUUGAAGUGAACUAUUUUGAGGUUUUAAAGAAGAGAUCUAUCGAUAAGUGGAUCGCAAGUUUGGAGAGUGAAGCUGAUGGUCUAAGCUUAGAGAAUAAAACUUUAAUUGAAAAUCUUAAAAAUGAACUGAAGAACGUCAUAACUUUGAAAAAUGGUAAAUCAAUUGAUGAAUUUAUCAAUUCGAAUUUGGCACUCAUCGACAAGGUCAACACUCCUCUAAAUGAAGUCAAAGAGACCAAGGGUUUGCCUAGUAAAACCGACUCCCAAAGGAAACCAUCUCCUUUGAAAAUUGUUACAGAGGUUGAAGAACUGAAGCUUCCACAGCCCGUUAAAGAUACACCAAGUGGAGAAUCUACUAGCAAUGAAUCUGUAAAAGAAAGCCCAGGCAAGGAUUUGACCGAAGUUCAAAUAUAA
Dujonia railenensis is the source of this 1536-nucleotide messenger RNA. Lineage: Eukaryota; Fungi; Ascomycota; Pichiomycetes; Serinales; Debaryomycetaceae. The record is from the annotation of a GenBank genome assembly.